CACCUCGACACUGACAACAACUCUGUGUGUCUGUCUGCUCUUCUCUAUCAGUCUAGCUCGAAUCCAUCUCGGCGUGGCAUCACAUUGUAAACAACCCCACUUGAGACACACUUGUGGAUCACGCCGCCGUCACUGUUCCGGUCCCACACACACGCACACCAAGGCGCGCCAAUAAGAGCAACACAGCCUUGUCCUUAUCCUUGCGCCCAUUGUUAAACCGCAUCUCCCCCUCUUCCAUCACCGACCUCACUCAUCACCACAGCACAACAGCGCAACAUGUCAAAGGCAGGCAACUACCUGCGCUCCGGGCAGUCGUUUGUCAACAAGCUCGCGGGCGAGAAGCCCCACUCGUCCGUCACCGACUGGGUCGAGGUGCUCUCGUCGGACAGGUACGACGAGCUCAGCCUCGACGGCAUCCCCGAGCUCGUCGACAGCGUCAACCUGCAGGGAUCGCAGGGCACGACCGAGGCCGCACGCGCGAUCCGAAAGAAGCUCAAGUACGGCAACGUGCACCGCCAGCUGCGCGCGCUCGUCAUCCUCCGCUCGCUCACCGAGAAUGCGGGCAAAAACUUCCAGCUCAACUGGGCCGACCAGCGCCUGCUCGACCGCCUCCGCGAGAUGGCGACCGACGGACUGCUCGACCCCAAGGUUAAGAAGCGCCUGAUCCUCGUGUUCCAUGCCUGGUCGAUCCAGUAUGCGGAUGAGCCUAGGAUGCAGACGGUCGCCGGCCUCUUCCGCCAGUACAGUGGCCGCAAGCCGGUUCCUGGCGCGCCUGGUGGCGGCCAUGCCACCCGCAGCUCUGUUAGCUCCAUCUCGGCUGCGACUACGCCUGAUGCUGCCACCCCGGGACGUGGUGGCUUCUCGGACACGGACCCGCUGUACAAGCACAGCUGGGAGCCGGCCCCGGGCCAGAGGGGCGCCGACACGUACGCUGACCUGGCAUCUGCCCGGGCCGACGCCGAGGAGCGCAAGCGCCAGCGUGAGGGCCGCAUUGCUAUCGAGCACCGUGAGGCUGAGCUCGAGCGCCGUGAGCGCGACCUCAAGCGCAAGCAGGAGAUGGCUGCGAUCGAGUCGCGCCGCCAGCGGGAGGCCCAGGAGGAGGCCGAUCGCCGCCGCCAGGCCAAGCUCGACAGAAAGAACCAGCCCAAGCGUCCAAAGUUCAACUUUGAGAAGGAGAAGCCCCAGAUCAUGGUCGCUGUCGCCAACGCUAUCCAGGCCGCCAACAACCUCGUCAACUCGUGCAGGCUCGUCAACCGCGAGACUGAGAACAUUACCGAGAACCCUAGGGUGCAGGACAGCCUCGACAAGGCCAAGGCCGCGCGCCGUGCCAUUAUCAGAUACAUCCACUUGGUCAACCAGGAGGAGUUUGUUGGCACGCUCCUCGACGCCAACUCGAGGAUUGUGGAGGCGAUCCAGUUGUAUGACAAGCUCUCCAAGCCUGCCGCUCUCGACUCGGACUCGGACCAUGAGCUUAGCCCUGCGGAGAAGGCCGAGGCUGAGCAGGUGGAGAAGAUUCGCCAGCGUCUCGCGGCACAGAAGCUCGAGUCUCAGAGAACCGGCGAGCUCCAGCAGCUGCAGGAUCAGCAAAAGGUCGAGUCGAAGCGUGCCGUUGCGCGCCAGGAGCGUCGCCAGGCUUCUGGCACCUCGUCGCGCCAGGGAGCCCCGUCGUCGGCGUACGCCGACCUGCAGGACCUGCAGUUUGGCUCGAUUGGGAACAAGGGUGCUGCUGGCCUCCCGCCCCCUAUCCGCCCGGACUCGGACGCCGGCUCGAUUGCUGGAGGGUCUCUGUCCGACUUCUCCGACUAUGAUAGCUCGGAGGACGAGUGGCGCGCUGCUCACUCACGCCAGCAGUCGAGACAGUACGACUACCGCCACAACUACGGCGGCUCGUCGUCCAAGAACCCCGACCCGCAGGAGGGCAACACAUACCAGUCGCUCGAGGACGAGUUUGGCUCCAAGGGCCUGCUUGACCCCAACGACCCCUUCGGAGAUCCGUUUGCCGACGACGAGGAGGCCACGACCCCGCACCAGGAGAAGCCGCGCCAAGAGUGGGCUGCAAUCUAACUGCGUGCACACACACACACACACGCCUAGAAUCAGUAGUAAUCAAACGCGCCCAAGAUGUGUUUUAAUGGAAAACCCGGAGGCUCUUUCAUUCCCCGUUUCAAGAACCCAGAGUAGUCCCAUAGUGGCUAUGGCAUGAUAUGUACUUUCGACUCGGUCUACUUCCUCUCCAGCGAGUCGGCUCCGCGACGGAGGGCAUUCUUGAGGCCCUCGCCAAGAACGUUGGCCGUGGCAGUUGCGACGUUCUUGACGACCUGGAAGCCCUCAAACGCGUCGGCAGCAGCGGCGGUAAAGCCAGCAGGGCGGCCAGCGAGGUUGUCGCUGGCGUUUGCGCGGCCAAACUCGCGCAGCUGGCCGACACGGGGCUGGCCCGAGAUGCCCGAGCCCGCAUUAGCCAUGAAGAAGCUCUUGAGGGGGCCGAGCUCGUUGAUGACCUCGAGGCCGGUAGACCGGGCCCAGUUGACGAGGGGGUUGCGCGAGCCGAACACGCUGUUGAGCUUGUCGACGGUCGCGAGCAUGAGGUGAUUGGGGAGGUACCGCUCGCGGGGGUACGGUGCGAGGGCGGUGAUGGAGCCGAGAUCCGAUCCGACCUGGCGAGCAGUGUUGAGCGUGGCGGCGAGCACACGGGCGUCGGCCAAACCGGCGUUGAGGCCCUGCCCGGCCAGCGGGUGGGUCGUGUGGCAGGCGUCGCCGACGAGCGCGAGCCGGUGCGCAGUGUACUGGUCUGCGUGGGACAGGCGGAGGGGGAAGCCGGCGACCGACGCCUUCGGGAUGUUGGUCACGGUCGGGGGGAGCGGCGCGUCCGUGUGCGCCGUGGGCUCGAGGGUGGCCAGCACGCCGGCGAGCGCCUCGGCCGAGAGCGGCGCCUUGGCCGCGUCGGCCUGGAGCAGCGCGUCGUGCAUGAGCGCGAGGUCGGGCUCGGAGAGGGAAAAGCCGGCGUUGACGGCCGUCACGAGGGCCGGGAUCUCGAGGCGCUUGAGCGCGGCCGCGAGCGCCGGCGUCGUCGACCACACCAUCGUGCUCGCCGUGUCUGACAGCGGGAGGAACGCGAGCGGGCCGGUCGGCAGGAAACGCUGGAACGCCGUGUGGUUGGGGAACACGAGCUGCGGGGCGUGCUCGAGCGUCGCGACGACGGCGUGCGUGUCGUAUGCGUGCCCAAAGGUCUCGAUGUUGGCAAACUUGCGCACUGGCGAGUUUGGCCCGUCUGCGCCGAUCACCAAGCUCGCGCGGACCCAGUCGUCCCCGACCUUGAGGCCGACCCAGCCUCGGCCUUCACCAUACCGCAUCUCCGUGACGCGCGCGCCCUCGCGCACGCUCACCACGCCGGGCACCUCGUCGAGCCGGCGGAGAAGCGCGCGCUGCGUGUUGAUGUUCUCGGUCAUGCGGGCGAGCGGCUUGUCCUGCGGCGGGAAGUGGAGCAUCGGGUGGCUCCCGGCGUCGGGGUUGGCCCAGACGAUGAUGUCGUCGACGGCGUUGCUCCUGUGCAGUGCGAUGUUCUUCCACGCGUCAAUGCUGUCGAGCCACUCGAUGUUCUCGGCCGUGAGCGACGACACGCGGUUCGACCACUCGCCCGCGUCGUCCCAGUUGCGCACUGGGCCGAGGGAGCCGCCCUCGAGGAGCAGGAUGCGCGUCGUAUCCCGGAGGGUCUUGUACGAGACAAGUGCCGACGCGAGCGCGAGGCCGGCCGGCCCACCGCCGAUAAUGACAAUGUCAUACGUGUCCUCGGCGGAGAUGGGUGGGAUCGGCUCCAGUGGGGGAGCAGCAGCAGUCGAGUGUGCGCGGCGUGGUGUCGACGUCAGGGGCCGGGAGAUGCCGGACGAAGACGACGAGGACGACGCGGCGGGCGAGAAACGCGCCCGCGCGGCAAGCGCGCGGGGGAGCACGCGGCGCGAGGACGACGCAGCGGCGGGCUCGAGUAUCCGUGUGACUGACGCCAGCGAGCGCUGCAUGGUUGAUGUUGUUGGUUUUGUUGUGGAAAGAGUCG
Vanrija pseudolonga is the source of this 4048-nucleotide messenger RNA. It is a transcript of the gene lsb5, whose product is annotated as Protein lsb5. The transcript has 9 exons. Gene Ontology annotation, cellular component: actin cortical patch. Gene Ontology annotation, molecular function: phosphatidylinositol binding; ubiquitin binding. Gene Ontology annotation, biological process: actin filament organization; endocytosis; actin cortical patch localization. Bases 277 to 2064 code for a protein of 595 amino acids. Lineage: Eukaryota; Fungi; Basidiomycota; Tremellomycetes; Trichosporonales; Trichosporonaceae. The record is from RefSeq and is a predicted model, not a curated record.